AUGGCGAAUGCUGCACCUUCCGUCAUCAUCCGUAGCCGUUCUGGUGGUGUUUACUCGCUGUCCUUUGUCUCGGCUGGGAAGCUCCUGAGUGGCAGUCUCAACGGUGAGGUCUCACUUUGGGACUUGCGUGACCAGCGUCCUGAUGCCAGCUGGAAGGUUUCUGAUGAGACGGUGCUUUCGGUGUGGGCUCUGGCACAGGGCCAACAGUGCCUCAGCCAGAGCAAGGAUGGGAGGGUGGGGCUGUGGGAUGUGGAGCUGCAGAAGGCAUCGUGGGAGGUUCGCACUGAGAGCUGCGCUUUCGCUCGUCUUGCAGUGAUGCCUGGCAACGCAGGAGACCCCUGGAGUGCGAAGGCUUCCGACUGCAC
Messenger RNA from Symbiodinium necroappetens, 365 nucleotides. Lineage: Eukaryota; Dinophyceae; Suessiales; Symbiodiniaceae. The record is from the annotation of a GenBank genome assembly.